AUCUAUCUAUCUAUCUAUCUAUCUAUCUAUCUAUCUAUCCCCACCCCGUUAAAAAAACGUAGCAUAGAAGCAAGACUAAAGUGGAAAGGACAAAACAUCAGGGACAUAUAAAAUCAAAGUCUUCACAUUGUCAGUCCUUUCUUUAAUAAUUCAUUGUUUUUUCCACUUGUGUGGAAGUGAGCAUUGAUUAAAAAUGAAUGCGCAUUCUAUGGAGCCCUGGCUUCACGCAUCAGGGAGUCGGGGUCCGGCUGGCUGGCUGGCUGACUAUUUAUUAAGAGCGGCUCGCUACUCUGCUCAUCUUGCACUCAGCUGCGAGGAUCUGAGUUGUGAGUAUCUCUUUUCCUCACUCCUUUCAUUUGCCCUAAACCUGUCGUGGCCUUUCGGGUCGGCAGCUUGGCGCAGGAUCAUCAGAAGCCAUAUUGACGUUUCUUUCCUAAGCCGUCACAGGCUUUCACCAUGAGAGGACCAUGGCGCUCUUACCUCAUGAGCGUCUUGGUGUACGCAAGCGCAUUGCACGCGCGGUCCGAUAGUGAUUCCGACGCGACGCGCAAAGACAUCGCAACGUUCACUAAGAUCCUGGACAGUCUUCUGGAUGGCUAUGACAACAGGCUGAGACCUGGCUUGGGUGACCGAGUCACGGAAGUCAAGACUGAUAUCUACGUGACCAGCUUUGGCCCGGUGUCAGACACAGACAUGGAGUACACAGUGGAUGUUUUCUUCCGUCAGAGUUGGAAAGAUGAACGGUUAAAGUUUCACGGGCCGAUGAACAUUCUUCCCCUCAACAACUUGAUGGCCAGUAAGAUCUGGACUCCCGAUACCUUCUUUCACAACGGCAAGAAGUCGGUGGCCCAUAACAUGACAAUGCCCAACAAACUGCUGAGGAUUAUGGAGGAUGGAACGCUGCUCUAUACCAUGAGGCUGACGGUUCAAGCCGAGUGCCCCAUGCACCUGGAAGACUUUCCCAUGGACUCUCACUCGUGUCCUCUGAAGUUUGGCAGCUAUGCCUACACAAAGUCUGAGGUGACUUACAGUUGGACUCGAAAUGCUUCCCAGUCAGUGGACGUGGCAGCUGACGGAUCAAGACUCAACCAGUAUGACUUAGUGGGACAAACGGUGGGAAAGGAGACCGUUCAAUCCAGCACUGGUGAAUACACGGUCAUGACGGCACACUUCCACCUGAAGAGGAAAAUUGGCUAUUUUGUGAUCCAGACCUAUUUGCCCUGUAUCAUGACCGUAAUCCUCUCCCAGGUCUCUUUUUGGCUUAAUCGAGAGUCCGUUCCGGCCAGAACCGUGUUUGGUGUAACCACGGUGCUGACAAUGACCACCUUAAGUAUCAGCGCCCGCAAUUCACUGCCCAAAGUGGCCUACGCCACAGCCAUGGAUUGGUUCAUCGCCGUGUGCUAUGCCUUUGUCUUCUCUGCGCUCAUUGAAUUUGCCACCGUCAACUACUUCACCAAGCGAGGCUGGGCCUGGGACGGAAAGACUCUGGUCGAUGACAAGAAAAAAGAAUCGGCUGCGAUGAAGAAGAACAAUGCCGUGGCCGUGGCUAACUACGCUCCUGAUAUAAGUCAAGACUCAACGCUGGCGACCAUCUCCAAGUGCUCCUCCGUCAGCCAUCCCGACAAGGCCUCCUCGGAGAAGAAAGGCGUACGCAAGAAAACGUUCAACAGUGUCAGCAAGAUUGACCGCAUUUCCCGUAUCAUGUUCCCUGUGCUCUUUGGUACCUUUAACCUUGUUUACUGGGCCACCUACCUCAACAGAGAACCCGUUAUUAACGACGGGGAUCAUUCCAAAUAAGCACCGGGGACUUUUCGGGUGUGGUCCAGUCAAAAGCCGUUUGUGUACCAAAUGCACGUAUCGUCCCUUGCAUCCUAACCCUUUCGUUGAUGACUUUUCCAACUUUAGGAAUACUGCACCAUUGCAAAGCAGACAAAUGUUGGAUUGUGAAAUAAGUGUGACUUGCUUGACGUUAAAUGACACAAUGAAUUUUUUUUCCAAGCAAAUUU
Molecule: messenger RNA, 2006 nt
Organism: Syngnathus acus (greater pipefish)
Lineage: Eukaryota; Metazoa; Chordata; Actinopteri; Syngnathiformes; Syngnathidae
Gene: gabra2a
Product: gamma-aminobutyric acid type A receptor subunit alpha2a
Exons: 9
Coding region: 457-1797 (446 amino acids)
Biological process (GO): regulation of postsynaptic membrane potential; monoatomic ion transmembrane transport; nervous system process
Cellular component (GO): synapse; dendrite membrane; GABA-A receptor complex
Molecular function (GO): inhibitory extracellular ligand-gated monoatomic ion channel activity; GABA-gated chloride ion channel activity; transmitter-gated monoatomic ion channel activity involved in regulation of postsynaptic membrane potential
Source: RefSeq, a predicted model, not a curated record